Messenger RNA from Drosophila miranda, 4546 nucleotides. Its product is annotated as myosin heavy chain, non-muscle-like. The record is from RefSeq and is a predicted model, not a curated record. Gene Ontology annotation, cellular component: myosin complex. Gene Ontology annotation, molecular function: ATP binding; cytoskeletal motor activity; protein binding. NCBI's taxonomy places the organism in Eukaryota, Metazoa, Arthropoda, Insecta, Diptera, Drosophilidae. Bases 16 to 4455 code for a protein of 1479 amino acids. The transcript is spliced from 5 exons.
AAUAUCGAUAUAGCAAUGGAGAGUGAUCAGAAUGAGGGUGAACUGGAGCAACAACUGCUGCAAGCGAAUCCCAUACUGGAGGCCUUUGGCAAUGCCAAGACCGUCAAGAACGAUAAUUCAUCGCGUUUCGGCAAAUUCAUACGGAUCAAUUUCGAUGCCUCUGGUUUCAUCUCGGGCGCCAACAUCGAGACGUACCUGCUGGAGAAGUCGCGGGCCAUCCGCCAAGCCAAGGACGAACGUACAUUCCACAUCUUCUAUCAGUUGCUGGCGGGCGCCUCGCCGGAGCAGCGCGAGAAGUUCAUACUCGAUGAUGUCAAGUCGUAUGCAUUCCUGUCGAACGGCAGCCUGCCAGUGCCCGGUGUGGAUGACUAUGCCGAGUUCCAGGCCACCGUCAAGUCGAUGAACAUCAUGGGCAUGACCUCGGAGGACUUCAACUUGAUAUUCCGUAUCGUGAGCGCCGUCCUGCUGUUCGGAAGCAUGAAGUUCCGGCAGGAGCGCAACAACGACCAGGCCACGCUACCCGACAACACAGUGGCCCAGAAGAUUGCCCAUUUGCUCGGCCUGAGUGUGACGGACAUGUCGCGGGCCUUCCUCACGCCGCGCAUCAAGGUGGGCCGCGACUUUGUCACCAAGGCCCAGACCAAGGAGCAGGUGGAGUUCGCUGUGGAGGCCAUUGCCAAGGCCUGCUACGAGCGGAUGUUCAAGUGGCUGGUGAAUCGCAUCAAUCGGUCGCUGGACCGCACCAAGCGGCAGGGGGCCUCCUUCAUCGGCAUCCUCGACAUGGCUGGCUUCGAGAUUUUCGAGCUCAACUCGUUCGAGCAGCUGUGCAUCAACUACACGAACGAGAAGUUGCAGCAGCUCUUCAACCACACCAUGUUCAUCCUGGAGCAGGAGGAGUACCAGCGCGAGGGCAUCGAGUGGAAGUUCAUUGAUUUUGGGCUCGAUCUGCAGCCCACCAUUGACCUGAUCGACAAACCGGGCGGCAUCAUGGCCCUGCUCGACGAGGAGUGCUGGUUCCCCAAGGCCACCGACAAGACGUUUGUCGACAAGCUCGUCUCGGCCCACUCGAUGCAUCCGAAGUUCAUGAAGACCGACUUCCGGGGCGUGGCCGAUUUUGCCAUCGUCCACUAUGCCCGACGGGUGGACUACUCGGCGACCAAGUGGCUGAUGAAGAACAUGGAUCCGCUGAACGAGAACAUUGUGUCGCUGCUGCAGGGCUCGCAGGAUCCGUUUGUGGUGAACAUCUGGAAGGAUGCGGAGAUCGUUGGCAUGGCACAGCAGGCCCUGACCGACACCACGUUCGGGGCACGCACCCGCAAGGGCAUGUUCCGCACCGUGUCCCACCUAUACAAGGAGCAGCUGGCGAAGCUGAUGGACACGCUGCGCAACACGAAUCCCAAUUUUGUGCGCUGUAUCAUACCGAACCACGAGAAGCGGGCCGGCAAGAUCGAUGCCCCCCUGGUGCUCGACCAGUUGCGUUGCAACGGCGUCCUCGAGGGCAUACGCAUCUGUCGCCAAGGCUUCCCCAAUCGCAUACCCUUCCAGGAGUUCCGCCAGCGGUACGAGCUGCUCACUCCGAACGUCAUCGCCAAGGGCUUCAUGGACGGCAAGAAGGCCUGCGAGAGGAUGAUCCAGGCGCUGGAACUCGACUCGAAUCUGUAUCGAGUCGGUCAGUCGAAGAUCUUCUUCCGCGCGGGCGUCCUCGCCCAUCUCGAGGAGGAGCGUGACUUCAAGAUCUCCGACCUAAUCGUGAACUUCCAGGCGUUCUGUCGCGGCUUCCUCGCCCGCCGCAACUACCAGAAGCGGCUCCAGCAGCUGAAUGCCAUCCGGAUCAUUCAGCGCAACUGCGCCGCCUACCUCAAGCUCCGCAACUGGCAGUGGUGGCGCCUCUACACGAAGGUUAAGCCCCUGCUGGAGGUCACCAAGCAGGAGGAGAAGCUCGUCCAGAAAGAGGAUGAGCUGAAGCAGGUGCGCGAGAAGCUCGACACGCUGGCCAAGAACACCCAGGAGUACGAGCGCAAGUACCAGCAGGCGCUGGUGGAGAAAACCAGGCUCGCCGAACAUCUGCAGGCCGAGACUGAGCUGUGCGACGAGGCGGAGGAGUCGCGCUCGCGUCUGAUGGCUCGCAAACAGGAGCUGGAGGACAUGAUGCAGGAGCUGGAGACGCGCGUCGAGGAGGAGGAGGAGCGUGUAUUGGCCCUGGGCGGUGAGAAGAAAAAGCUGGAGCUGCACAUCCAGGACCUCGAGGAGCAGCUGGAGGAGGAGGAGGCCGCGCGCCAGAAGCUGCAGCUGGAGAAGGUCCAGUUGGACGGGAAGAUCAAGAAGCACGAGGAGGAUCUCGCCCUCACCGACGACCAGAACCAAAAGCUGCUCAAGGAGAAGAAGCUGCUCGAAGAGCGGGCCAACGAUCUCUCCCAGACGCUCGCCGAGGAGGAGGAGAAGGCCAAGCACCUGGCCAAACUGAAGGCCAAGCACGAGGCCACCAUCGCCGAGCUCGAGGAGCGCAUGCACAAGGAUCAGCAGCAGCGCCAGGAGACGGACCGCACCAAGCGAAAGGUGGAAACCGAGGUGGCGGACCUUAGGGAGCAGCUGAAUGAGCGACGCACCCAAGUGGAGGAGAUGCAGGCGCAGCUGUUGAAGCGCGAGGAGGAGCUCACCCAGACCCUGAUGCGCAUUGACGAGGAGUCCGCCACCAAGGCCACCGCCCAGAAGGCCCAACGUGAACUCGAAUCGCAGCUCGCCGAGAUCCAGGAGGAUCUCGAGGCCGAGAAGGCGGCCCGCGCCAAGGCCGAGAAGGUGCGACGCGACCUCAGCGAGGAGCUCGAAGCACUCAAGAACGAGCUUCUCGACUCCCUGGACACCACGGCCGCCCAACAAGAGCUGCGCUCCAAGCGCGAACAGGAGCUGGCCACGCUGAAGAAGUCGCUGGAGGAAGAGGGUGUGAACCACGAGGGCGUCCUGGCCGACAUGCGGCACAAGCACUCGCAGGAGCUGAACGGCAUCAACGAUCAGUUGGAGAACCUGCGCAAGGCCAAGUCCGUUCUGGAGAAGGCCAAGGGUACGCUGGAGGCGGAGAACGCCGAUCUGGCCACCGAAUUGCGCAGCGUCAACAGCUCCCGGCAGGAGAACGAUCGACGACGCAAGCAGGCCGAAUCCCAAAUCGCAGAGCUUCAGGUGAAAUUGGCCGAGAUCGAACGCGCACGAUCGGAAUUGCAGGAGAAGUGCACAAAGCUGCAGCAGGAGGCGGAGAAUAUCACCAAUCAGCUGGAGGAGGCCGAGCUGAAGGCAUCGGCAGCCGUCAAGUCGGCCAGCAAUAUGGAGUCGCAGCUGACGGAAGCGCAGCAGCAGCUGGAGGAGGAGACACGCCAGAAACUGGGCCUCAGCUCCAAGCUGCGCCAGAUCGAGUCCGAGAAGGAGGCGCUGCAGGAGCAGCUCGAGGAGGAUGAGGAGGCCAAGCGUAACUUUGAGCGCAAGCUGGCCGAGGUCACCGGCCAGAUGCAGGAGAUCAAGAAGAAGGCUGAGGAGGAUGCCGACCUGGCCAAGGAGCUGGAGGAGGGCAAGAAGCGGCUCAACAAGGAGAUCGAGGUGUUGGAGCGACAGGUGAAGGAGCUGAUUGCCCAGAACGAUCGCCUGGACAAGAGCAAAAAGAAGAUCCAAUCGGAGCUGGAGGAUGCCACCAUCGAGCUGGAGACGCAACGCACGAAGGUGCUCGAGUUGGAGAAGAAGCAGAAGAACUUCGACAAGACCCUCGCCGAGGAGAAAGCCAUAUCAGAGCAGAUCGCCCAGGAACGCGACACUGCAGAGCGGGAGGCGCGCGAGAAGGAGACCAAGGUGCUGUCGGUGUCCCGCGAGCUGGACGAGGCCUUCGACAAGAUCGAAGAUCUCGAGAACAAGCGCAAGACACUCCAGAACGAGCUAGACGACCUGGCCAACUCCCAAGGCACCGCCGACAAGAACGUCCACGAGCUUGAGAAGGCCAAGCGCGCCCUGGAGUCGCAGCUGGCCGAGCUGAAAGCACAAAACGAGGAGCUCGAGGACGACCUCCAGCUGACGGAGGAUGCCAAGCUGCGUCUCGAGGUCAAUAUGCAGGCCCUGCGCUCCCAGUUUGAGCGCGACCUGCUGGCCAAGGAGGAGGGGGCGGAGGAGAAGCGGCGAGGACUGGUCAAGCAAUUGCGCGAUCUGGAAGCGGAGCUCGAUGAGGAGCGCAAGCAGCGAACGGCCGCCGUGGCAUCGAAGAAGAAGCUGGAGGGCGACCUCAAGGAGAUCGAGACCACGAUGGAGAUGCAUAACAAGGUGAAGGAGGAUGCCCUGAAGCACGCCAAGAAGCUGCAAGCACAAGUCAAGGAUGCGCUUCGCGCGCCGAGGAGGCCAAGGCGGCCAAGGAGGAGCUGCAGGCGCAGAGCAAGGAGGCCGAGCGCAAGGUCAAGGCCUUGGAGGCAGAAGUAUUACAGCUGACCGAGGAUUUGGCCAGCUCGGAGCGGGCCCGACGGGCGGCCGAAACGGAGCGCGACGAGCUUGCCGAGGAGAUUGCCAACAGUUCCAGCAA